Molecule: messenger RNA, 3270 nt
Organism: Ilex paraguariensis (yerba mate)
Lineage: Eukaryota; Viridiplantae; Streptophyta; Magnoliopsida; Aquifoliales; Aquifoliaceae
Source: the annotation of a GenBank genome assembly
AUGGAAACUCGGCGCCGGAAGCGGGCGGAGGCCACCUCAUCAGCCCCUUCUUUUUCUUCCUCUGGUCGCACCACCCGUUCUUCGAAGCGUGCCCGUCUCUCUGCGUCCACUGAUUCAUCUGCAGUCCCCACUCCGGCCACCACUAGCGCUGCUAUCAAUUCAUUGAUCUCAAUUCGUUCCGGUGUCACUACUCGGUCCCAAGACUCACUAGCAACCUCAUCAUCACCGAUGGAUUCCACCAAUGAAUCGUCUGGGUCCGCACCCCGUGGCCGACGCGGUAAGAACCCUAGUCAGAACUCGGAUAGGGAUAAUUCCGACAAAGGGAAGGAAAAAGAACAUGAGGUUAGGGUUAGGGAUAGACAUAGAGACAUUGAGAAGAGCUUGGGGUUGAACAUCGAUGGUAAUGGUGGCGACGAUGAUGACAAUGACAGUGAAGGCGGUGUUGGGCUUUUGCAUCAGAAUUUGACUUCGGCGAGCAGUGCACUUCAAGGGCUGCUUAGGAAAUUGGGUGCUGGUUUGGAUGAUCUGCUUCCCAGUUCGGCAAUGGCGUCUGGGUCUUCAUCGCAGCAGAGCGGGCGGCUUAAGAAGAUUUUGUCAGGGUUGAGAGCAGAUGGCGAGGAAGGAAAGCAAGUGGAGGCAUUGACGCAGCUCUGUGAGAUGCUUUCGAUUGGGACUGAAGAGUCAUUGAGUACGUUUUCGGUGGACUCGUUUGUUCCGGUGCUUGUGGGAUUGCUUAACCAUGAGAGCAAUCCGGAUAUCAUGCUUCUUGCGGCCAGGGCACUGACCCAUCUUGUUGAUGUGCUUCCCUCAUCGUGUGUUGCCGUUGUGCAUUAUGGUGCUGUUUCAUGUUUUGUUGCUCGGCUGCUCACAAUUGAGUACAUGGACUUGGCUGAACAGUGUUUGCAAGCUCUAAAGAAGAUUUCUCAGGAACAUCCAACAGCAUGCUUGCGAGCAGGUGCAUUAAUGGCUGUGCUUUCGUAUCUUGACUUCUUCUCCACUGGAGUCCAGCGAGUUGCAUUGUCUACUGCUGCAAAUAUGUGCAAGAAACUCCCUUCAGACGCUGCUGACUUUGUGAUGGAAGCUGUGCCUUUGUUGACAAACCUCCUUCAGUAUCCUGAUGCAAAGGUUUUAGAGCAUGCUUCCAUUUGCUUGACUCGGAUAGCUGAAGCAUUUGCAUCAUCUCCAGAAAAGCUGGAUGAACUCUGCAAUCAUGGGUUGGUAACCCAAGCGGCUUCACUCAUUUCGGCUAGUAGUUCUGGAGGUGUUCAGGCUUCCCUUAGCACAGCCACGUACACGGGCUUAAUCCGAUUGCUUUCCACCUGUGCAAGUGGCUCCCCCCUAGGAACCAAAACUUUACUGCUGCUUGGGAUCAGUGGCAUUCUUAAAGACAUACUAUCAGGUUCUGGACUUGUUGCAGGCAUGUUUGUUUCACCUGCCUUAAGUAGACCGCCAGAGCAGAUUUUUGAGAUUGUGAACCUAGCAAAUGAGCUCCUUCCCCCACUGCCUCAAGGAAUCAUCUCUCUUCCAGCCAGCACUAGUCUGUUUGUUAAAGGAUCCCUUUCAAAGAAAUCCCCUGUCAGCAGUUCUGGCAAAGAAGAAGAGUCAAUGGGAAAUGUAACUGAGGUUUCAGCUCGAGAGAAACUACUAAAUGAUCAGCCUGAGCUUCUGCAGCAAUUUGGAAUGGACCUUCUUCCUGUUCUGAUUCAGAUAUAUGGAUCUAGUGUUAAUGGUCCUGUUCGUCAUAAAUGUCUCUCAGUCAUUGGGAAACUGAUGUACUUCAGCUCCGCCGAUAUGAUCCAGUCUCUAAUAAGUGUGACUGUCAACAUAGCAAGUUUCUUAGCCGGAGUUUUAGCUUGGAAAGAUCCGCAAGUCUUGGUUCCUGCCCUUCAAAUUGCAGAGAUCCUGAUGGGAAAGGUUCCUGGUACUUUUUCCAAGAUGUUUGUGAGAGAAGGCGUGGUUCAUGCUGUGGAUACCCUCAUUCUAGCUGGAUUUCCUUGUACUGCUCCUUCCCAACCAUCGUCCACCCAGAAGGACAAUGAUUCCAUACCUGGAUCAUCAUCACGCUCCAGGCGGUAUCGACGGCGUGGUGGUAACUCAAAUUUAGAUGUGAAUUGUGCCGAUGAUUCUAAAAACCCAGUCCCAAGUAUUGAUUCACCAUCAAAUUCUGUGGAAAUUCCAACUGUCAAUUCUAGUCUUCGGAUGGCUGUUGGUGCUUGUGCAAAAGCAUUCAAAGAGAAGUACUUUCCUUCAGACCCUGUGGCCAGUGACACCGGUGUUACAGAUGAUCUUUUACAUUUGAAGAAUCUUUGUGUGAAGCUGAACCUUGGUGUCGAAGACCAAAAGACUAAAUCAAAAGGGAAGUCUAAAGCUUCUGGUGCUCUCAUUGCUGAUAUUUCUGCUGGUAAAGAGGAUAACUUGGUUGGGGUAAUAUCUGAGAUGCUAGCAGAGCUAAGCAAAGGCGAUGGUGUGUCCACUUUUGAGUUCAUUGGUAGUGGAGUUGUUGCUGCUUUGCUCAAUUACUUAUCUUGUGGAUAUUUCUCCAAGGAGAGAAUUUCAGAAGCUAAUCUGUGUGAGCUUCAACAACAAGCAAUCAGAAGACACAAAUCAUUUGUUGGCGUCGCCCUCCCUUCAAGUGUUGACAAUGGAAGUGUGGCUCCUAUGACUGUCUUAGUUCAAAAACUUCAAAAUGCUCUGUCCUCUUUAGAGCGUUUUCCUGUUGUGCUGAGUCAAACUGCUAGGUCAUCUAGUAGUAGUGCACGUCUAUCCUCUGGUCUAAGUGCAUUGUCUCAGCCAUUUAAGUUGCGUCUUUGUAGAACACCAGGUGAAAAAUCUCUCCGUGACUAUUCUUCAAAUAUUGUCCUGAUUGAUCCAUUAGAAAGUUUGGCAACUGUUGAAGACUUUCUUUGGCCCCGAAUUCAAAGAAGUGACUCUGGACAGAAGUCCUCAGCAGCUGCAGGGAUCUGCGAUUCUGGGACUACACCUUCAGGAGCCAGUGUUUCAUCACACUCUACUUUUACUCCUCCUGCAUCUACUCAUCACCAUUCUACACGAUCCAGAUCAUCCAUUAAUACAGGAGAGACGGCUAAGGAGUCACAGGAGAAAAAUGCAAGCUCAUCAAAGGGGAAGGGAAAAGCUGUUUUGAAGCCAGCUCUAGAGGGGAGAGGUCCUCAGACAAGAAAUGCUGCUCGCAGAAGAGCAGCUUUGGAUAAAGAAGCAGAAAUGAAGCCUGUGAAUGGGGAUUCUAGUUCUGAGGUAUGGUUUAUACUUUAA